Messenger RNA from Aricia agestis (brown argus), 1120 nucleotides. RefSeq names its product probable enoyl-CoA hydratase. The record is from RefSeq and is a predicted model, not a curated record. Lineage: Eukaryota; Metazoa; Arthropoda; Insecta; Lepidoptera; Lycaenidae. The transcript has 6 exons. Bases 61 to 1059 code for a protein of 332 amino acids.
AAAUAUCAAUAAAUAAUAAAUUUGGCGUUAGAUGUAUAAUUCUAUUACUCAAUAUUAAAAAUGAGUGUUUUCGUAAAAAAAAUAGUAUCUGCCAGUAAUUUAUCAUUUAUCCGAUUAAAUGCAAUUCGGCUUCUCUCAUCCAAAAAAGAUGCAUCUAAAAAAGAUGAUGCCCAAAAAUCUACAGAAGAUAUUAAAAAAAAUAUUUUAAUUGAAAAAUAUGGGGCUAUAACUACACUAAACAUUGAUCGUCAGAAGACUAGAAAUAGCUUGGAUGAAGCAACAUUACGAGAAAUGGCAGAUGCAAUAAAUUCCUUCGACAAAGACCCAGAAGCAAAGGUGCUAGUAUUCAAUGGAGAAGGAGGUUCAUUUUGUUCUGGGUUUGACCUGGACGAAGUUGAAGCCAAAGGAUAUAAUACACUUCUUGAUGCAGCGUCUCGUCUUUUGCGUCGUCCCCUGUGUGAUAAGACAACAAUAGCAGCUGUGUCAGGAUAUGCGGUUGGGGAAGGCUUUGAGCUUGCUCUAGCUUGUGAUUUGAGGGUGGUUGAGGAUACUGCUGUCCUAGGUUGCUUGGGCAGAAGAUUUGGUGCACCACAGAGUCUGUAUGGUGGAAGACGGCUUACAUCUUUAAUUGGUCUGUCAAGAGCUCUAGAUCUGCUUAUAACUGGACGUCCAAUCUCGGGGGUGGAAGCUCACAACAUGGGCCUAUCAUUGAAAGUUACUGCUACUGGUACAGCUUUGGGAGAGUCAAUAAAAUUAGCAAAAUCUCUACUAAAGUUCCCACAGAAUGCUUUAAUUAUGGACAAGCUAGCCGCAGUGAACUCCCAGUUGAACCCAAACAGUGAGGAGAGCAUGAGAGAUGAGGCCAUCAUGCAGAGUCUGAUGGGGCUGGCUAUUGAGGACUUGCAGAAGGGAAUUAAGAAGUUCCAAGGAGGCAUUGGAAAACAUGGAAAAUUCUACAAGCUGACCGAAGCUCCACUCAAGGAUUGGGAAAUAGAGGAUUCAACGGAAGAAAUCAGUAUCAAAAAAGAUGAGGACAGUGAUAAAGAUGAUAAAAAAUAAAGUAUUAUUUAGGGUUAGCUGUUCUUGUUAAAGUUAAGGUAAAAAUAAACAUCUAGUCUGA